Messenger RNA from Nannospalax galili (Upper Galilee mountains blind mole rat), 4311 nucleotides. It is a transcript of the gene Sik1, whose product is annotated as salt inducible kinase 1. Gene Ontology annotation, molecular function: protein serine/threonine kinase activity; ATP binding; tau-protein kinase activity. NCBI's taxonomy places the organism in Eukaryota, Metazoa, Chordata, Mammalia, Rodentia, Spalacidae. The record is from RefSeq and is a predicted model, not a curated record. The transcript is spliced from 13 exons. Gene Ontology annotation, biological process: intracellular signal transduction; microtubule cytoskeleton organization; protein phosphorylation. Gene Ontology annotation, cellular component: cytoplasm. Bases 15 to 2333 code for a protein of 772 amino acids.
UGCUGCCCGGAGCCAUGGUGAUCAUGUCGGAGUUCAGCGUGGCCCCCACAGGCACAGGCCAGAGCCAGCAGAAGACCCUGCGAGUGGGUUUUUACGACGUGGAGCGGACCCUGGGCAAAGGCAAUUUUGCGGUGGUUAAGCUGGCGCGACACCGAGUCACCAAAACGCAGGUUGCAAUAAAAAUCAUUGACAAAACACGAUUAGAUUCUAGCAACUUGGAGAAGAUCUACCGGGAGGUCCAGCUUAUGAAACUGUUGAACCACCCCCACAUCAUCAAACUGUACCAGGUUAUGGAAACAAAGGAUAUGCUUUAUAUUGUCACAGAAUUUGCAAAAAAUGGAGAAAUGUUUGAUUAUCUGACUUCCAAUGGGCACCUGAGUGAAAACGAGGCACGGAAGAAGUUCUGGCAGAUUCUGUCAGCUGUGGAAUACUGCCACAACCAUCACAUAGUCCAUCGGGACCUCAAGACCGAGAACCUGCUGCUGGACAGCAACAUGGACAUCAAGCUGGCAGAUUUUGGAUUUGGGAAUUUCUACAAGCCAGGAGAGCCUCUGUCUACGUGGUGUGGGAGUCCUCCGUAUGCAGCCCCCGAAGUCUUUGAGGGGAGGGAGUAUGAAGGCCCUCAGCUGGACAUCUGGAGUCUCGGAGUGGUACUGUAUGUCCUGGUCUGUGGCUCUCUCCCUUUCGAUGGACCCAACCUCCCGACACUGAGGCAGCGUGUGCUGGAGGGCCGGUUCCGCAUCCCCUUCUUCAUGUCUCAAGACUGUGAGAUGCUGAUUCGCCGCAUGCUGGUGGUGGACCCUGCGAAGCGCAUCACCAUUGCCCAGAUCCGCCAGCACCGGUGGAUGCAGGCUGAUCCCAGCCUCCUGCAGCAGGACGACCCCACCUUCUCCAUGCAAGGCUACACCUCCAACCUGGGUGACUACAACGAGCAGGUGCUGGGCAUCAUGCAAGCCCUGGGCAUCGACCGGCAGAGAACGGUGGAGUCUCUGCAGAACAGCAGCUACAACCACUUUGCUGCCAUUUACUACCUCCUGCUCGAGCGCCUCAAAGAACACCGGAGCACCCAGCCCUCACCCCGGCCCAGCCCUGCACCCACCAGACAGCCCCGAACCCGAAGCUCAGACCUCAGCAGUCUAGAGGUGCCUCCAGAAAUCCUCCCCUGUGACCCCUUCCGGCCCUCCCUGCUAUGCCCACAGCCCCAGGCCUUAGCCCAGUCCGUCCUGCAGGCCGAGAUGGACUGUGACCUCCACAGUUCACUUCAGCCCUUGCUCCUCCCUGUGGAUAACUACAGCGGAGUGUUCCGGCACCGUUCUGUCUCCCCCAGCAGCCUGCUGGACACGGCUAUCAGUGAGGAGACCAGGCAGGGUCCCGGCCUGCAGGAGGAGCGGGAGGCCCAGGAACCCCUGCCUGGAAGCACAGGCCGGAGGCACACCCUGGCUGAAGUCUCCACCCACUUCUCCCCACUCACCCCUCCCUGUAUAAUCGUCUCCAGCACCACAAGUCCUUCGGAAGGAACCAGCUCGGACAGCUGCCUCCCCUUCUCUGCAAGUGAGGGUCCUGCAGGGCUCAGUGGUGGCCCUGUCACACCAGGCCUGCUGGGUGCCUGCUCUCCAGUCAGACUGGCCUCGCCAUUCCUGGGGGCACAGUCUGCCACCCCUGUGCUGCAGACUCAGGCAGGCCUGGGCACAGCUGUCCUACUUCCUGUCAGCUUCCAGGAGGGACGGAGGGCGUCAGAUACCUCACUUACUCAAGGGCUAAAGGCCUUCCGGCAGCAGCUGAGGAAAAAUGCAAGGACCAAGGGGUUCCUGGGGCUAAACAAGAUCAAGGGGUUGGCACGCCAGGUGUGCCAGUCCUCCAGCCGAGCAUCCCGGGGAGGCCCGAGCACCUUCCACGCCCCAGCCCAGAGCCCAGGCCUACAGGGCUGCACAACAGGCAGCCGGGAGGGCAGGAGCCUGCUUGAAGAGGUGCUGCACCAGCAGAGGCUGCUCCAGUUACAGCACCAUCCAGCCACCUCGCCUGGCUGCCAGCAGGUCCCCCAGCCGCCCCCUGUCCCCGUGCUCACCCCCUGUGACGGCCUCCUCAUGUCUGGGCUCCCACUGCUGGCGGCCCCCCUCCUGCAGGCCGGCAUGUCCCCUGUGGUGUCAGCUGCACAGCUCUUGGAUGCCCACUUGCACAUUAGCGCCAACCCAGCGUCUCUCCCCACUGGGCCCCUGCCGCAGUGCCUCACCAGGCUGACCCCAGGCUGCGACCCCACUGGACUGCCACAGGGAGACUGUGAGAUGGAGGACUUGACUUCUGGCCAGCGAGGGACAUUCGUCCUGGUGCAGUGAGGGUGGCCCUGCCGCGUUUCCCAUGGCCGAUUGACUCUUUCAAGCAAUAAUUUCAGAGUAUGUGAAGGUGGUUUUGGACUCAAAGCCAAGAACUUACUAGAUGUGAAACAAGCAAUACGUUUGGUGUGCGGCCUCUUAGGGCUGGUUUUACUUUUUCCUUGCACUGAGUGACCUCAACUAUGAGUAGGGACUGGAAACUCUGGAGAAAAAUAAUAAUUGAGGGUGCGUCACGUGGGUGGGUGGACGGGAGGGGAAGCAGGGUGGGGGAAGAUAGGAGCAGGGAGGGGUGGGCUGCACAGGGACCUGUGCUCCUGUCCACGGUCCAUCGUCAUCACGUGAUGAGCUUGGAUGUCCCUAGAAGGGAGCAGCGCUGUGUGGCACAUGCCUGUGUGUGGAUUAGCAUCCUUUGAUUUGGGUUCAUAGCUCUCCACUUCCUGAAGUGUUCGUGCUUUAACGAAAACUGUGAACUUGCUGCUUUUCUGUGAGUUUAGAGCACCUGAGGGUCGGCCUACGACGUCUGUCUGCAUUCUCGGAAUCGCCCCCAGAGCUGGAGGACGGUCUUCUGUUCUAGCUGAGUUUCUCAGCUGUUCAAGUUGGUUCUCCAGGCCUCUCAGAGGGGCCACUAGAGAGGCCUGCAAGGGAUGGGGACCUGAGGUGGGGACUCUGCCAGGGUCCCUCGGCUCAGAGCCCCUCACCCCUCAAGGACGCCAACACGUUCCUGCCUGCUGUGCAUUCUUGUUUCCGCUGCUAAUUACCAGAUUUUUAUGCAUUUCAUUAUCAGGGUCCAACAAAAACACCUGACUUGGAGAAACUGCAAUACCAAGGGGCUGUGACCAGGGAGGCCUGGGUGUCCGUGGGUAUCUUGGCUGUACCCACCAGCCCUUGGCCUGGGACCUUUCCCAGUAAAAUAGCCCCAACACCCAGGGUUGGGCUCUGUCUGGCUUUCGUUUGAGGAAGAAGUUUAGGUCAGUGUAAAGCUUUCUUUUUUAAGCAAAUACUGUAUAUGUUAUAAAUAGGACACAGACGCUACUUAUUUUUUAUAUUUUGUACUACGCUUUUAUGUUCCUGGCUUAAACCUCCGUUGGUCACAUGAGAAGUGUUGCCAUGUGCACCAUGUUGAAGGGGCGGAGGGCUGUCCAGCACAGGGUGGAGGUGGCGGAGAAGGAGUAGCUCCACUUGACAGGCCCAUCAGCUCUGCCGUCAGAAGCUCAUGGGUGUCGGUACUUCCUACUUGUUCCUGUCAGGCACCUGUCCCUCUCCCUCUGGGUGCCUUACACUGGCAUCUCACCACCAUAGUAUUAACCUGAGGUUGCUAGGGGAGGGGAACGGCAGCACGUUUAAAAGCCAAAGAUUGACAGAGUUACCUGUGGCCAGGAAGGAGGCUGCACUCUACCUGGCAGCACGGCCCUCCCUGCCACCCUGUGGCCCGUCUUGUGGCAUUUGCUCUAAAGACAUGUGAGGAGCAUUCUAAGGUGGAACUGGCACCCUGCACAGAGCAGGCCAAAGAGUCUCCGUCCUGCCGACUCCAGAGAUGUGACGCGUGGGAGCUCCCAGUGUCCCGGGUGGCCGGCCUUCGCCUCCCACAGGUCGUGUCUGGAUGCUACUGAUCAAAGGCCUGGGCACUGCUGUGUCUCUAAGUGACAGCACUUUACUUUCCAGCAAGGUGUUCUUGUUGCUGUCAACCCUCUGGGGACCGCAACGUGGUUUUUAAGUUCUUGUUUUUCUGAGUGUGUGGUGUGUUUUUGUAGAUCUCUUGACAGCCCUGUCCUGGACUUAAUGUAAUCGCCUAUUUAAAGACACUACGUGAUCUGAGAUGUAUAUAAUUGGGUUUGUUGUUUUUUACUAUGAAUUGUUUCAUUUCUCAUCUUCAUGAGAAAUGUGAGACAUGUAUGCCAAAUGAUUAGCUCAUGUAUGUUUUUUUUAAUUUAAUAUUUAAAUAAAAUAUUCACGGGGAAACCUUGACAUUUCCCUUAGCUCA